AUCGUCUCGGUCCUCUCUCUCGGUCUGAUCCUCAGUGUUCAGUGUGAACUUGCAGCCACCUUCCCCUUUGCCUUUGUCCCAGUGAGCCCAGAGAGCGAGUGAGGCUGGACAGACAGUCAGAGCAGAAACUGGACAUGGAGAAAGGUAACGAGGAGGACAGCGAGGAGCAGACCGGUGGUAAAAAGGACAGCUGGGUGACGACCCUGAAGUUGGGCACUUGGCCUUUCAGAAUGGCCUUGGGCUUUGACAGAAAGGUCCACAAAAUUAAAGGAGAACAACAGAGCAGCUGUCCAGAAGCCACAACUAGUGCUGAACCCGACUCUCUCAUUGUAAGUUACGCUGAAGAAGAUGAGAGUCAGGAGAGGGGGGAGUCAGUCUGCACAGCAGAGGCUAUACAUGCAGCAGAAACCACUCAAGACAGUCCUCUGGAGCAUCCAGGCAGCAAGCAACAGGGUGACAGAGAUGAUAAGAAGACUGCUGUUCAGCUGACCACGAAGAAGACUGUGUCUGCAAAGGGGAAGAGAGAUGAGAAAAAGGAAGUAGAUACUGCUGGUAAAGCCCCUGAGGCCAUGGGAAGCAAGGCAAUGAGGAAGAGUACAGAUAAAACCAGUCCCAAGAAGGCAGUGCAGGCAUGCACAGAAAAACCCACUGCACCCGUGAGAACAGUGAUAGUAGAGACAGAAGCACCCAGACCCCAGGAGAGAGCCAAGCCCUGUCCUGAAGACGUCUCAGAGAGCAAGAAGGCACCCAGACCCCAAGAGAGAGCCAAGUCUGGGCAUGAAGAGAUCUCAGAGAGCAAGAGGGCACCCAAACCCCAGCAGAGUGCAAAGCCCAGGCUUGAAGAGGACUCGGAGAGCAGGGCACACAAGCCCCAGGAGAGAGCCAAAUCAAUGCCUGAAGAGAUCCUGGAAAGAACGACAGCUGCUAAACCCCAGCAGUGUGUCAUGCCCAAACCUGAAGAGGUCUUGCAGAAAAAGAAGGCUGCCAAACCUGGCCAGGAGCAGCGCCCGGAGCCCCAAGUUCUUGGAGAAGCUCCUACCAUCCAGACGUCAUCACCAACAAAUCCAGAUGAGAAAGAGGAAGAAAUGCAUGCAAAGGAGAUGUCCCGUUUUGUCACAGAAGACUGGGCAGCUAUAGGGAAGGAAGAGUCGCUCACUGAGCCACAAAUCCAAGCCUUCCAGGAGGUGUUUGAGCUGUUCACAAAGAACGAGGACGGCUACAUCGACAGAUCUGGUCUGAGGACCACUCUGAGUGCUGUGGGCAUUAACAUCAGCAAUGAUGUGAUGGACUUGGCAUUGAAGAGGGCAGAUUAUGAUGGGGAUGGAGAGGUGGGCUUCCAAGACUUUCUGACAGCCAUGACGAAUGACAGGAGGUUUUCCAAGUGUAUGAAAGCAGAGGCUCACGCCAGCAGCCAUGCUGAGGAUGUAGCUGACACCGUGUUCUUCAGAACGCUCACCAAGAUGCUGGGAGUAGGUACCCUUCCCUACAAGCACACAGGAGAGAUCGUGAGGUACUAUCACAAGAAGUACUCAAGGAGACUUAGGCGCAAGGUGACUAAACAUGACGGCAACCAUCUUAUUGGGUACUAUACCAAAGGAGCCUGCCUUCUGGGAUUGUCCGGAAAGCAGCUCCUGAAAUAUUUAGUGCCACUGGACAAGACAGACAGCCCCUAUUCCAAGAUGCCCAGUCUCAACAAGGAGUCGUGUGUUCCAAAGCCUAGGCUCUCUGGAUUCUCCAAACGCAAACCCUUCCAGUUUCUGGCCCAAAGCAGGCAGCUGACAACCCAACAAUGCAAACUCAUGGUUACAAGUAAGCACCCUGGGGUGGAGACCAAGCAGAUGAUCACCCCAGUGAAGAUCAAAGUCAAACUCACAGCUGAAGAAAGAGCCAACAUGGACUUCAGAAUGGUUUAUGAUGUACGACAAAAGACGAAAGAAGGCCUAGACGCUUACCUGAAGACCCUGGUCCAGAGCAAACAGGGGGACACCUGGCAGUACUGGGGGAAGCUUGGGGUCCGAUUCUCCCCAGAGAGCCUGGCCAAGUUCCACGAGACCUUCUCCACUUACACCUGGAGCUGGACCGGGUAUCGCAACCUGCUGCAGCCCCAAGAUUUGCAGAGCGGCGGGGAGUUCUUCCCCUCCUACACCCAGCCUCUUGACACCCCACACCCCUCUACUGCCCUCCCUGGGCUCCUGACAGAUUCCCACUCCAAGGAGCCCCGCUGACCUCUCUGAGCCCCUUUCACUUUAGUAUCCCUCUUUGUCUCCUUCUAAUAAAGAAAUUCCUCUCAGUAGAAAGUGA
This is a messenger RNA of Lepisosteus oculatus (spotted gar), 2301 nucleotides long. NCBI's taxonomy places the organism in Eukaryota, Metazoa, Chordata, Actinopteri, Semionotiformes, Lepisosteidae. The record is from RefSeq and is a predicted model, not a curated record.